AUUGGGGUUGGAGGGGGGGCGAGAGGGGGGAGCCUGAGGAGUCUCACGCCUAGGUGCGAGGAGAUUAUUCAAAUAGGGCCCAAGGCGUAGAAGUAGGGAUUGGAGGCUUGCCUGGCGCACAGAGCUAUAUCACAGCGUUAACGAGCAGCACGGAGCGUCAUUUGAACUCCGCUCACUGACAGACGCGUCGCGGCUGUCUGUGCGAGACACACAUGCGCCAGCCCUCGACAAACGGACACGCCGACCACCCAAAAACCCUCAGUGGUCCCCAGUCACCUGCUGUUAGAAAGACUUUUUGGCUUUUCCUCUGCUGGGAGACGCUUCGUUCAAGUCCUCCAUGAUGCUUGGAGCAGUUAAAAUGGAAGGACACGAACACACCGACUGGAGCACAUACUAUGGAGAGCCCGAGUGUUACACCUCUGUUGGAAACAUGAACACCGGCCUGGGAAUGAACUCUAUGAACACCUACAUGAGCAUGUCCGGCAUGAGCACCACCGCAAACAUGACGGCCAACUCUAUGAACAUGUCGUACGUCAACACGGGCAUGAGCCCCUCCAUGACCGGCAUGUCGCCGGGCACCGGAGCCAUGAACGGGAUGGGAGCAGGCAUGACGGCUAUGAGCACAGCCCUGAGCCCCAGCAUGAGUCCUAUGACCGGACAGCCCGCGUCCAUGAACGCCCUGACGUCCUACACCAACAUGAACGCCAUGAGCCCCAUUUACGGACAGUCGAACAUCAACAGGUCCCGGGAUCCAAAGACGUACCGGCGGAGCUACACGCACGCCAAGCCUCCGUACUCCUACAUUUCCCUCAUCACCAUGGCCAUCCAGCAGUCUCCCAGUAAGAUGCUGACGCUGGCCGAGAUCUACCAGUGGAUAAUGGACCUCUUCCCCUUUUAUCGGCAAAACCAGCAGCGCUGGCAGAACUCAAUCCGCCACUCUUUGUCAUUCAACGACUGUUUCCUCAAAGUCCCCAGGUCGCCGGAUAAACCCGGAAAGGGCUCCUUUUGGACUCUACACCCGGACUCCGGCAACAUGUUUGAGAACGGCUGCUACUUGAGGAGGCAGAAGCGCUUCAAGUGUGAGAAGAAGAUGUCCAUGAAGGAGCCCGGCCGCAAGGGGGGAGACGGCGGCUCUGCCAACAGCAGCUCGGACAGCUGCAACGGCAACGAGUCCCCGCACUCCAACUCCUCCUCCGGCGAGCACAAAAGGUCCCUGUCGGACAUGAAAGGGAGCCAGGCCCUGAGCCCGGAGCACACCGCGCCCUCCCCGGUGUCGCAGGGGCAGCACCUCAUGUCUCAGCAUCACUCGGUCCUGGCGCACGACGCCCACCUGAAGCCGGAGCACCACUACUCCUUCAACCACCCCUUCUCCAUCAAUAACCUCAUGUCCUCGGAGCAGCAGCACCAUAAAAUGGACCUUAAGACUUACGAGCAGGUGAUGCACUACUCUGGAUAUGGCUCCCCCAUGACUGGAGCGCUUUCCAUGGGCUCCAUGGCGGGGAAAGCCGGCCUGGAUUCUGCAUCUAUACCCGACACAUCCUACUACCAAGGUGUCUAUUCCAGGCCAAUCAUGAACUCCUCGUAGACUCUCUGUAUGCGGACUGCCCUGACCCCCCUCAUUCCAGUUUGUACAUUUGUAAAAAACAAAAACAAAAAAAUAUAGACUUUGUGUACUAUAUGUAUUUGAACUAUUUUUGACCUUUCUCACCGUUUUAGUUGUUGAGCUUGUUAGAUCUUGUGAAGGAAGGAUGGAAACUCAAAAUAAAGUGGACCCCAAAGACAAAAAAACUGCUGUAAGAUAUUCAAGUUUGCAUAAGUGGACCCAGAAACCAGUUUAAUUCCUUGCUAAAUCUGUUCAGUCAUUUGUGUAAUACCUAUUUAUGGUCUGUAUAUGUGUAUUCUUGUAGUCACAAGAAUAGAAUAUAUAUUAAAGUGUUAUUGUUUUGCUUUCUGAA
Messenger RNA from Oryzias melastigma (Indian medaka), 1955 nucleotides. RefSeq names its product forkhead box A2 (gene foxa2). Gene Ontology annotation, molecular function: RNA polymerase II cis-regulatory region sequence-specific DNA binding; protein domain specific binding; transcription factor binding. Gene Ontology annotation, biological process: anatomical structure morphogenesis; cell differentiation; regulation of transcription by RNA polymerase II. Lineage: Eukaryota; Metazoa; Chordata; Actinopteri; Beloniformes; Adrianichthyidae. The record is from RefSeq and is a predicted model, not a curated record. The transcript has 2 exons. Bases 338 to 1585 code for a protein of 415 amino acids.